Messenger RNA from Hydractinia symbiolongicarpus, 2859 nucleotides. RefSeq lists its product as uncharacterized. Lineage: Eukaryota; Metazoa; Cnidaria; Hydrozoa; Anthoathecata; Hydractiniidae. The record is from RefSeq and is a predicted model, not a curated record. The transcript has a single exon. Gene Ontology annotation, molecular function: nucleic acid binding; zinc ion binding. The coding region runs from base 1 to 2859 and encodes 952 amino acids.
AUGACUGAAGAUAUCAGUAAAAAGAGAAGAAGUCGUGGUGCUUAUGUUGGUGUUUUUAAGAAAAUUGUUAAUGAAACUGUGAAACCUAUUUAUGAAAGGUUUGCUUUGAAAGAUCAUGGUGCGGUACUCUUAUCCAGUUAUGAUUUACUGGAAGCUAAAUUAUUGAACGUAACAACUAUUCAAAAUGAAGUUAAUGACUUAAUUGAGCCAGAGAAUUUAGCUAAUGAAAUGAUGUCACACUUGGAAUUUGAGCAGUAUGCUGCGAAAGAGUUAACAACAUUGAAAAAGUUUCUUGACAAGCAUGUGUUUGAAAUUGAAGGUAAUGUUUCUGUUACUUCUUCUGAUGGGUCUGGAAACUCCAGCGUGAGGGAUCGAAUUAAACUUCCGAAACUUGAGCUGAAAAAGUUUAACGGUGAUCCUUUGCAAUGGAAGUCCUUUGACGAAUCUUUUGAGUGUGCGAUACAUAAGAAUGAAUCUCUUUCUUCUGUCGAAAAAUUGACGUAUUUGACAAAUCUUUUGUCGGGCUCGGCAGAACAAACAAUCAGCGGUUUAUCGUUAUGUAACGAAAACUAUGAAAUUGCGCGAGAUCUUUUAAAAGAACGAUUUGGUGAUCCACAAAUUACUGUGUCAGCUCAUAUGAACAAACUUUUGACUCUUGAAAAUGUAAAAAGUUCGAGAGAUAUUAAAUCUAUGCGAAAACUUUACGACCUAAUCGAAUCUCAAGUGAGAAGUUUGAAAGCCCUGGGUUUUAAAGCAGAAAACUAUGGACCUAUGCUUAUUCCUGUUGUUUUGUCAAAAUUACCGAAUGAUAUCAAAUUAAUGAUAAGUAGAAAAUUUGAUGAAGAUAUUUGGGACGCUGAAGCUGUGUUAAAAUUUUUAAGAAAAGAAAUUAUGGCACGUGAAAAACUUUCGAAUAUAAAAUUAGAAGAAGAUGAGCAGCGGGAGUUCCCCAGCAGUGGAAGUUCUUUGAAUGCACAAGCUGCGCGAACUGGUACCCGAAAGUUAUUCUGUUCCUUUUGUUCUGGUGAGCAUAAAUUACAUGAAUGCAGAACUGUAACAAAAUUAGAAACCAGGAAAGAAAUUGUUUUGAAAAAUGGACGCUGUUUUUUAUGUUUAAGAAAAGGACACAUGAGUCGUGAAUGCAAAGCAAGUUUUCGUUGUUUUCACUGCAAAGGAAAACAUCACAUAGCCUUAUGCGAAAAGAAACAUAAUCCAAAUCCUCCUCCUAGUCGUAGUCCUAAGAAAAAUGAAACCGAAAAUAAAGAUGCAGAAAGUGAAGAUUCUUCCUCGAACGUUACACCUGCUAAUAUAAACAUAGCUUCUGAUCAAAAUAAUGUUUUGCUGCAAACUGCUAUGGCUACAGUUACAUCAUGCGAUGGAAAUUUUUCUGCGAAAUUACGCAUUUUAUUUGACAGCGGUUCGCAAUUGUCGUACAUCACACCGCCAGCGAGAAAAAGGUUGAAUUUAAAAACUGUUUCAAAAAAAGAACUGAGUAUUAAAGUCUUUGGAGGUGAACACUCUACGAAAAAACUUGAUCUUGUCAAAUUUGAAAUUAAAAGCACAAUAUCGAAUGAGAGCAUUAAUGUUUCUACGUUUGUGAAUGAUAUUUGCAAACCUGUUUCCGGACAAACUAUCAAUUUUGCUGUUGAAAAUUAUGAACAUUUGCAAGGCUUACAAUUAGCUGAUCAGAAUUUUAGCGACGAUCUACACGUCGACAUAUUAAUUGGAGCCGAUUAUUACUGGAAUUUUUUCACGAAAACUGUUUUACGAAGUUCUAGCGGAGGUCCUGUUGCCAUGGGAUCAAAACUUGGAUUUAUCUUAAGUGGUCCAGUUUCUACUGUCUCUACCACUCCUGUUACAGCAAAUAUGGCUUGUACUCAUUCGUUAUUAAUUAUGAAAGAAACUCAAUCAGAUUAUGAGAUUCUGAAUGAAAACGUGAAUAAAUUUUUCAACUUGGAAAGUUUAGGGAUUUCCUCCGAAGAACCUAGUAUUUACGACAAAUUCACGGAUGAAAUAAAAUUUAAAGAUCAUCAUUACGAAGUGAGGCUACCAGUGAAAGGUGAUAAAAUGUUCAUUGAGGAUAACUAUUCACUAGCUAAAGACCGCCUCCGAUCACAGUUUAAUAAAUUAAAAAACAAUACCGAAUUAUUGAAAACAUACGACGAUAUAUUUAAAGAACAAUUGGACAGCGGUAUCAUUGAAAAGACGACAGAAAGCCCUGGUGUUGGGGAAACCCAUUAUCUCCCCCACAGAGCUGUUAUUAAACCUAACAGAAAUGCAACGAAAGUACGUAUAGUUUUCGAUGCUAGCGCAAAGCAUAAAGAUAGUCGAUCGCUAAAUGAAUGUUUAUAUACCGGUCCGUCACUGAACACUUCAUUGUUUGGAGUGUUGUUACGAUUUAGAGCGUAUAAUAUCGCAAUAACUGGUGACAUUGAAAAAGCCUUCCAUCAAAUAUCGGUAUCACCUGAAGAUCGUAAUUUACUCCGAUUUAUCUGGUACGACGAUGUGAAUAAUUUUGAUGAUCAAAAGUUUGAAAAUAACGCGCUAGCUGAUUAUAGAUUCUGCCGAGUAGUCUUUGGAGCCACUUGUUCUCCAUUUCUUCUGUCUGCAACUUUGAUUUUUCAUUUACACGGUUAUGUUGAAUGUGAUCCGCAAUUUGUGCAGAAGUUACUUGAAUCUCUGCAUGUUGAUGAUUUGACUGCGGGUGGCGUUAAUGAUUCUGAUGCUUUGUGUUUUUACACGAAGUGUCAGGAGAGGCUCAGUGAAGGAGGGUUUAAUUUGAGAAAGUUUAACUCUAACUCCAAAAUGCUUGAGAACAUCGUCAAUAGUACUCAGGAUGAAACUGAAAUCAAAUUUUAA